AUAAUUGUGAGUCAAAUUGAACCCCUGACGGAGCAACAAAUACUGGGAAUAUAUGGGUUGCAACAGUCUACGCAAGAGGCAGAAGAUGCUCUCUCCCAAGGGCUUGAGGCUCUCAAUCAAUCUCUCUCGGACACUAUAACAUCUGACUCACUGAGCUGUCCGCCCAAUAUGGCCAACUUCAUGGGACAGAUGGCCAUGGCCAUAAAUAAGCUCUCUACUCUAGAAGGUUUCGUGAGACAGGCAGAUAAUCUGAGGCAACAGACCAUUCACCGUCUGCAUGAGAUACUGACGACGCGGCAGGCGGCGAGGUGUAUGCUGGCCAUCGCCGAGUACUUCCAUCGUCUCAGAGCUCUCAGUUCUCUGUGGAUGGGACGACCUCGUCAAGAAUGACCGUAACGUAAUCUUGGAUUGGAGCUUCCUCCGAAGUAGCCAGCCAACCUACCUACCUACCUACAUCCUGAAUUAGCCUUUAAUUAAUUAAUUAAUUAAUCUCCUUGUUAAUUAACUUUCUUUCUUCUAUUAUUACUAUUAUAAAUUGAAUUGAAUUGAAUCCAUGUGUCUGCUUCAGCUUCCACCCUGCCUUCUCCCCACGCUA
Neltuma alba is the source of this 595-nucleotide messenger RNA. RefSeq names its product bZIP transcription factor TGA10-like. The record is from RefSeq and is a predicted model, not a curated record. The transcript has 2 exons. Gene Ontology annotation, molecular function: sequence-specific DNA binding. The annotation marks the transcript as partial. Lineage: Eukaryota; Viridiplantae; Streptophyta; Magnoliopsida; Fabales; Fabaceae. Gene Ontology annotation, biological process: DNA-templated transcription.